Molecule: messenger RNA, 633 nt
Organism: Peronospora matthiolae
Lineage: Eukaryota; Oomycota; Peronosporomycetes; Peronosporales; Peronosporaceae
Source: the annotation of a GenBank genome assembly
AUGAACAUGUUGGACGUAGAAGACGACAGCUUUCACGUCACACGUGAAGGCUGCUCCCACCUAAGUGACUCAGAAUGGGAGGUAGUCCGCCGCAUGAGUGUGCUCAUGGGCGAACCCGCCAUCAUUGGUAUGUUGGAGUCUCUAAGCAGAGACCAGCAACAUGCUGCUAUCAUCAAGUUCUUACAAGGGGAAAUUGCCAUCGAACGACAGAAGAUAGCCUUGCUACAGCAGCAAGGCUCUCAUCAGUCGAUGGGCGGGCCGACGCACUUGCGUCGACCCGAAACCUUAAAGAUUUAUAUCUCGAGGUUCAAGGAAACCGAUGAAGAUUCUCUUUUAAGAUGGACGAGCGAAGACUUUGCCUUAGGGCUAAAGCUUCACGACCCAAACGUGUUUGAGACGCUGCAGAUCUUGAAGUCUCGACUCAUAGAGACGUUUGAGCUACCACGAGCCGAGUUCAAAGCACAUUCUGCACUCCUGAGGCUCAAGCAAGGUAAGCGUGAUGUGCAUGCUUACGCACAAUACCUACGCUGCCUUGCGAGGAGUAUUGCGGAGAACCCUGUUGAUGAGCACACGCUCAUCAUCGUGUUCAUCUACGACCUUGUAGACGGGCCGGUGAAGACCUACAUGUUCUAA